CAGGAGCCGGACCAACAUGACUUCUGCACUCGAGGCUAUUAGGUACAAGCGAGGUCAUCUUUUAAUUAUUGACCAGCUCCUGCUGCCUCAUGUCACUCGUUUUAUUCCCAUCAGGUCCGCAGAAGAUGGGUGGCAUUCGAUUAAGGAAAUGCAUGUGCGAGGGGCACCUGCAAUAGCCAUCGUAGCCAUGCUGUCUCUAGCUGUUGAAAUGUCGGGCUUGGUGUCACAGCAAAAGAUUUCAAAGAAUGCCGAAGACACCAGGGUAUAUAUUGAAGAGAAGCUGGAUUAUCUUGCCACAAGCCGACCAACCGCUGUGAAUUUAAGUGACAGUGUGAGAAAGAUGAAGUCUGUGCUGGAGCAGAAAACUCGAACACUUACUUGCUCCGGGGAAGAAAUAGCAAUGUCUUUCAUAGCGUAUGCAGAAAACAUGCUAGUCCACGAUGUUGCUGACAAUCGCUCAAUUGGCGAACAUGGUGCCAACUGGAUUGUUGCAAACACCCCUUCUGGAGUUGAAGAUUCCAAGCUUUGCAUAUUAACACACUGCAAUACUGGAUCGUUAGCCACUGCGGGUUAUGGUACUGCUCUUGGUAUCAUUCGUCACCUUCAUGAGAAAUCCCAGUUAUGUCAUGCCUAUUGUACAGAAACGCGUCCAUACAACCAAGGGGCACGCUUGACUGCCUACGAGUUGGUUAGUGAUCAAAUUCCCGCCACCCUGAUAACCGAUUCCAUGGCGGGACAGCUUCUUGCAAAGAUGGGGCAAAGUAUCGCCGCGAUUGUGGUCGGUGCCGACCGCGUCGCAAGCAAUGGUGAUACAGCGAACAAAAUCGGAACCUACACACUGGCGGUUCUGGCGAAAUACCAUGGGGUUAAAUUUGUGGUUGCAGCUCCUCGUACAACCAUCGAUAUGGGCACAAGGACUGGGAAAGAUAUUGUAAUUGAGGAACGCCCACAUUCUGAAGUCACAACAAUUACUGGACCACGAGAGCGUGGGGAUGAGUGCGGGAACAUAGUAAUGGAAAACAUAAAGAUUGCAGCGGAUGGAAUCAACGUGUGGAACCCCGCGUUCGAUGUGACUCCGGCUGCCCUGAUCGAUGCUAUCGUAACUGAAAAAGGCGUUGAGGUGAAAGAUGCAAAUGGCCGGUUUCACCUCGGAUCUUUAUUCGAAACUGAGGUUCGACCGUCUAAUUGAGACCCGUUGCGGCAGAAUUCUACCGCAUGACUCUUAGAAUCAGACCGCCCAGUAUAUACAUCGUGGCCCCCUUCUAUCGCUACAAGCAGAGAAUCAAUUUUCGUUUCGAGAUCGGAAAGCCGAUUUUCGAGCGCCAGUGCUGUUUGUUCGCCCCUAGAUAUUUGUAAUUAACUGGUCUGAU
Molecule: messenger RNA, 1370 nt
Organism: Coccidioides posadasii C735 delta SOWgp
Lineage: Eukaryota; Fungi; Ascomycota; Eurotiomycetes; Onygenales; Onygenaceae
Gene: MRI1
Product: S-methyl-5-thioribose-1-phosphate isomerase
Molecular function (GO): S-methyl-5-thioribose-1-phosphate isomerase activity
Source: RefSeq, a predicted model, not a curated record